Messenger RNA from Chlamydomonas reinhardtii, 2151 nucleotides. RefSeq lists its product as uncharacterized. The coding region runs from base 345 to 1886 and encodes 513 amino acids. The record is from RefSeq and is a predicted model, not a curated record. Lineage: Eukaryota; Viridiplantae; Chlorophyta; Chlorophyceae; Chlamydomonadales; Chlamydomonadaceae. Gene Ontology annotation, molecular function: protein binding. The transcript has 16 exons. Gene Ontology annotation, cellular component: precatalytic spliceosome. Gene Ontology annotation, biological process: mRNA splicing, via spliceosome.
AAUUAGGAAGCAGUAACUUUUUACAGGAGACUCGUCACGGGAACGCUCUGCAGUGCUGCUCUAGAGCGCAGACCCACACUUGCACUAUCCUUUGUUGCUUCUUGACAUCAAUUACAACACUUUAAGCUAAUACGACUGCCCACAAGUAUUCCAAUACACGUCGCUGCUUUCAGCCGGCCGGGUUUACAAUUUUGGCUGCAUAGCUUGCCCAACUGCCGCUCUAUCCGCUGUUCUAGCAUUCCUAUGUAUCAAUAAUUGACCAAGAAUUGGUAGAUUGGUCGUCGGAGCUUGACUGCGUUUUCGAUCCUGCCCGCGCUGAGCUCUUCUGAACUGGAACAGCGGCCAUGUCGCUGGAGAUUGAGGCCACAGAUGUGAUCAAGAUUAUCCUGCAGUUUUGUAAGGAGAACGGUCUUACGGACUCGUUCAAUGCCAUUCAGAACGAGUGCCAGGUGUCGUUGAACACGGUGGACAGCGUUGACAACCUGGUGGCCGACAUAAACAACGGCCGCUGGGAUGCGGUGCUGCCGCAGGUGGCCCAGCUCAAGCUGCCACGUGCCAAGCUGGAGGACCUGUACGAGCAGGUUGUGCUCGAGCUGUUUGAGCUGCGGGAGAUCGACACCGCGCGCGCCAUGCUGCGGCAAACACAGGUGUUCCAGCGCAUGAAGCUGGACGACCCGGAGCGCUACAGCCGCCUGGAGCACCUGGCCUCGCGCACCUACUUCGACGGCCGGGAGGUGUACGGCAGCGGCAGUAGCAAGGAGAAGAGGCGGGCGGCCAUUGCGCACGCGCUCAGCCAGGAGGUGGUGAUGGUGCCGCCCAGUCGCAUGAUGGCACUCAUCGGCCAGGCGCUCAAAUGGCAGCAGAGCCAGGGCCUGCUGCCGCCCGGCACCGCCUUCGACCUGUUCCGCGGCACUGUGCAGUCGGCGCGCGACGAGGUGGAGGCCUUCCCCAGCGUGCCAGACCACGAGAUCAAGUUCACCACCAAGAACCACCCCGAGGUGGCGCGCUUCAGUCCGGACGGCUCCAUGCUCAUCACAGGCAGCGUGGACGGAUUCAUCGAGGUGUGGGACGCGGUGACGGGGCGGCUGAAGAAGGACCUGACCUACCAGGCGGAGGAGAUGUUCAUGAUGCACGACGAGGCAGUGCUGUGCCUGGGCUGCAGCAGGGACAGCGAGAUGCUGGUGUCGGGCUCUCAGGACGGGCGCAUCAAGGUGUGGAAGAUCCGCACCGGCCAGUGCCUUCGCCGCUUCGACCGCGCACACAGCCAGGGCGUCACCUGCGUCAGCCUGUCCAAGGACGGCACGCAGGUGCUGUCCGGAUCGUUCGACGGCACGGUGCGUGUGCAUGGCCUCAAGAGCGGCAAGAUGCUCAAGGAGAUGCGCGGCCACACCAGCUUCGUGAACGACGUCAUCUGGGGCGCCGACGGCAGCCAGGUCAUCUCGGCAAGUAGCGACGCCACGGUGCGCGUGUGGGACGCCAAGUCCUGCGAGUGCGUGCAAGCCUUCAGGCCGCCCCAGGCCGGCGGCGGCGGCGACGCGGCCAUCAACUGCGUUGCGCUCAACCCGCUGAACGCCGACCAGCUGCUGGUGUGCAGCCGCACCUCCACCGUCUACAUCAUGACCAUGCAGGGCCAGGUGGUCAAGAGCUUCAGCAGCGGCAAGCGCGAGGGCGGCGCCUUCCUGGCCGCCGUCACCUCGCCGCGCGGCGAGUACAUCUACUGCCUGGGCGAGGACGGCAUCCUGUACUGCUUCGGCGCCAACAGCGGCAAGCUGGAGCACGUCAUGAACGUGCACGAGAAGGGCCCCAUCGGCCUGGCGCACCACCCGCACCGCAACGUCAUCGCGUCGUACGCGGCGGAGGGGCCGCUGCGGACGUGGAAGGCGUGAGGCAGGAGUGACUGGGGCGUGGGUGGUGGCUACGGUUUCGAUGGGCGUGAGGGAGGUGGUUGGGGAUGGGGAGUGCCGAACGGUGAGGCGUUGGCGUUGGAUGAGGGCAACUACAGGCAUGUGGGUUGCAUGCGCGGCGGGGUGUGGUGCAACAGCGUGUGGGACUAGGCGUUGCCAGAUUGAGCAUCACUGCGGGAAGCUGGUUGGGAGACAGAUGAGCGGUUGAUGCUGCAUGGCGCUGGAGGUGGGAGAUUGGGGGGCAAAG